AUGAAGUCCUGGACCACCGCCCCCAAACCCCUAACCUUCACCUCCUCAACCACCAUCCUCUACAGCACCUCCACCCUCGGCAUCAAGCCCGACCCCUCCAACCCCACAACCCACUGCUUCUUCAUCCCGCUGCACAACAAGACCAUCGACUCCGACGAAGAGCUCCUGCAAGCCAUCAAGCGCUCCCUGCACUACGCCAUCCACAAGGAGGGGCCCGAGUCCCGCCGCGCGGUGUACGCCUGCCCCGUCCGCGGCGGCGGCGGGCUCGGCGGCGGUAUCUGGAUCUGCUUUUCUUUCCCCGAUCAUGUGGUUGAGAAGGGCGACCGCGCGAUGCUGAACUAUGCUGAGAUGUAUAUCAAGAGGGCUGUGGGGGAUCUCUAG
This is a messenger RNA of Aspergillus candidus, 381 nucleotides long. RefSeq lists its product as uncharacterized. The transcript has a single exon. Lineage: Eukaryota; Fungi; Ascomycota; Eurotiomycetes; Eurotiales; Aspergillaceae. Bases 1 to 381 code for a protein of 126 amino acids. The record is from RefSeq and is a predicted model, not a curated record.